Molecule: messenger RNA, 2874 nt
Organism: Blumeria graminis f. sp. triticale
Lineage: Eukaryota; Fungi; Ascomycota; Leotiomycetes; Helotiales; Erysiphaceae
Source: the annotation of a GenBank genome assembly
AUGGAAACACUUACAAAGAGAAAGACUGGCACCCAGGAACUCUUGGAACUUUUAAGGAAUCCAUAUCAAGCUCAGAUAGCACAAACUUCUGUCAUUGCAAGCCUUGGAACGUCAAUUGGAUUUACUGCGCUCCUUGCCAUCGGAUUUUCCCUACUUCGUCCUUAUAACUCAGUAGUUUACGCACCAAAGCUAAAACUAGCAGACGAGAAUCAAUCUCUCCCGCCCUUGGGUCGGGGUAUUUAUUCAUGGGUUAUACCCGUCUGGCAUACUUCAGAAGAUGAUUUGGUCCAUUUAAUCGGUCUGGACGCUGUUGUGUUUCUUCGAACCCUAGCAAUGUGCCGCAAUAUCUUUGUAACUAUCGCAAUUGUUGGUUGCGGCAUUUUGAUACCUAUCAACCUAGUGAAUGGCACCGACACAAAGGUCAAGUUCAUAGUCAAAGUAACGCCUAUAAACACUUUUGGGCAAGCAAAUUGGGGAAUGGCUAUCAGUGCUUGGUUAUUCAAUGCAAUUAUAAUCGGCUUCCUUUGGUGGAACUAUCGAGCCGUGCUGAAACUUCGAAGACAGUACUAUGAUAGCCCCUCAUAUCACGCUAGUUUACAUGCUCGAACUCUGAUGCUUAACGAUAUACCGAAGGACUAUCGUUCAGACGAGGGUAUUAAUCGCCUUAUUGACGCUGUGGUGCCAACAUCAUCUUUCUCGCGGACAGCCAUCGCAAGAAACGUCAAAGAACUCCCAGAGCUCAUCGAAGAUCAUGAAGAAACUGUACGCGAUCUCGAGAAGCACCUUGCUAAAUACCUGAAAGAUCCCAAAAAUCGGCCUAUACAUCGUCCUCAAUGUUACCCCUCUAAAAAAGAUCCAGCUUGCGGUACUUACGGUAAGAACCAAAAGGUGGACGCCAUUGAAUAUUUAACGUCCCGAAUUAAAGAUUUGGAAGUUGAGAUUAGGGAGCUACGCCUGACAAUCGAUAAUCGAAAUCCCCUACCAUACGGGUUCGCAAGCUAUGAUUCAAUUGAAGAAUGUCACGGCAUCGCAUUUGCUGCCAAAAAGAGACAUCCACAUGGAACAUCCAUUGUCUUAGCCCCAAGGCCUAAUGACAUUAUAUGGAAAAAUAUGCCGUUGAGCAAAGCGCAGAGGCGAACAAGAAGAAUAAUUAACAAUAUGUGGGUCACUCUCCUUACUAUACUCUGGGCUGCGCCAAACGCCCUUAUUUCAAUUUUCUUUACUAGCCUUACCAAUCUCGGACAAGUUUGGGAAGCCUUCAGAGACUCCCUCACCGCACACACCACUUGGUGGGCUAUCGUUCAAGGUGUAGCUUCUCCGGCUAUCACUUCUUUAGUCUACCUCGUUCUACCAAUAAUUUUUCGUCGACUCGCUAUCAAAGCAGGAGAUCGAACCAAAACUGCCCGGGAACGUCAUGUGGCGGGAAAGUUGUACACAUUUUUUGUUUUCAAUUUUUUGAUUGGAUUCUCAUUGUUCAGUACAAUAUGGAAUUUUGUAUCUACAAUUAUAAGCGCAACAAAUUCAGGUAAUGAUGCCUGGAGAGCGAUUUUGAAUGCGGACAUAUUCAUGGCAACCUUCAUCUCCCUCUGCGAGGUAUCUCCCUUCUGGAUAACCUGGCUGUUACAACGUAACUUAGGAGCUGCUAUUGAUCUAAUGCAGCUAUGGAAUUUGACCUGGAAUACAUGCUUACGAAAAUUCUCACAUCCAACUCCUCGCGAGAUGAUCGAGCUUACAGCCCCCCAAGACUUCGACUAUGCAUCAUACUACAACUAUUUCUUAUUCUACAGUACUGUGGCUCUCUGUUUUGCUUUCAUACAACCGUUGGUUCUUCCAGCCUGUGCUCUUUAUUUUGUAGUUGAUUAUUUUCUCAAGAAGUACCUACUCCUUUAUAUUUUUGUCACAAAGAUAGAGUCAGGUGGUAUGUUCUGGCGUAUGUUUUACAACCGGAUGGUAUUCGCUGUAAUUCUCUCUAAUUUGAUAGCUUUUUUGGCUCUUUGGGUUCAUGGGGAUGGUGAGCAUACCGAGGCAUACACCAUACUUCCACUCCCACUCUUAAUGAUUGGAUUUAAGUUAAUCUGCAAGAGCACAUUUGACGAUGAGAUCCACUACUAUAUUUCUAGCGGUGUACUUCAGGAUUCAGAGACGAGGCGUUCAAAUUUCUUUGACGGCACCAAGGAAGAUCGCUUAGCCACUCGUUUUGGCCAUCCCGCCCUAUAUCGUCCGCUCAUGACACCCAUGGUACAUGCAAAGGCGCAAAACAUUCUAGCCUCAGUUUAUGGCGGUCGUCUUACGGAUAGUAAUAAUAAUUCGGCCUCUAUCGAAGCCUCAUCUAUCUCAGGAUACUCAGAUACUUAUGUUAUGAAUAAAAUUUCAAAAACCCAUCCUGGCGGGAAAAUGCCACUUCCAGGGUUUGAAUUGGUUCCAGAAAAUCGGCUCGACUUCGCUUACUAUAAAGGGCGUCAUGAAUUUUCUGGUGAUUAUGGAAGAAUGAGUGGGAUUUACAGCAAGCCUGAGGACUUACAGCCUCCUUAUACACCAAAUGUAUAUGAGACAGAAACCCGGCCAAGCACGCCAACAAUGCGGCGAAAUUACAUGACCCGCUCAUCUAUUGCUAGUUCAGAUGGUAAUAUUAUAAUGGGCUCAGAUGUUCAUGCCCAUUUGAAUGAAAGGCAAGAUGAACGAAGUGGUCUAGUCCAUGGCGCCGCCACAAGCCCACUAUCAGCCCCAAGAGGUCAUUUAAAAUCUCAUAGUGCCAACCUGGAGCCUAAAUCAGCUACCUCACUACGUGGUGGGUAUGGAGGAGUACCACAAGAAGAAAUACAAGAUCCCAUAGAUUAUGAUUAUUUUCGAUGGCGGCGACAAAAUCAACGAUGA